GUCAAUGUGCUCGGCCUUCUUCCCUACGUUGCUGACUGAUAUCUCCAGCACCGCACUGCCCUCUUGGAGGGCACGCCGUCUGCAUGUCCCUACUCUUCAAAAACCUGCGCGUCCACCAAAUCUUUGGGGCGAACACCGAUGUGGGGAAGACGAUCCUGACCACCGCUCUGGUUCGCGGAUCCGCUGCGCUCAAGAAUGAGGUGUACUACCUUAAGCCUAUCAGCACGGGUCCGAUGGAGGAGGCUGAUGAUGAACACAUCAAGCGCUACAGUGGAUCGCUCAUGGAUAGAAUACACACGGAGUGCCUGUAUCGGUUCCACGUCCCCGUGAGCCCGCAUCUCGCGGCGCAGAUGGCACUGGGAGACGGGUCCGCCGAAAAGAUCGUCUCGGACAGCACUUUCGUCAACUCAGUCGCUAGCUAUGUGAGGCGGUGCGCGGGCCGGGCGGGUCCAACAGCUGCGCACAUGUACGUGGAAACGGCCGGAGGUGUCCACAGCCCCACGUUAUCGGGUGCAACCCAAGCCGACUGCUACCGGCCCCUCUUUUUGCCUACUGUGCUCAUCGGAGACUCCAGACUCGGGGGCAUCUCAUCGACCAUCUCUGCAUACGAAUCCCUCAUCCUCCGGGGUUACAUCGUAGACUCGAUCCUCCUCUUCCAGGAUACCUACUACCGCAACAGCGAAUACCUGACGCCCUAUUUUGCGGAGCGGGGUGUCGCCGUCACCGCGUUCGAUCCUCCGCCUCCCAAGUUAGAGAAUCUGAACGAGAACUACGUGUCGACUCAGCAGUACUACGACCAACUCGACAUGGCACCGGUGCUCAGCCAUUUGGACGAGCAGCAUUCCCAACGACUGGCGGAGCUAUCCUCGAUGCCCAAACGGUCGAUGGACACUUUCUGGUGGCCCUUCGUUCAGCACGGACUCGUCAAGAGCGAAGCCGACGUGACGGUAAUCGACCAUGCGACGUCGGACUUCUUCUCGGUGUACAAACCCGAUGAAUCGAGCUCUUCCCAGCUGAAGAGCCAGUUCGACGGCUCAGCUUCUUGGUGGACCCAAGCUCUGGGACACGGCAACUCUGCGCUGACGCUGGCUGCGGCGCGCGCCACUGGCCGAUACGGCCACGUCAUCUUCCCGCAGGCAACGCAUGCGCCAGCGCUGCAGCUGGCGGAAACGCUGGUGCGCGACGGGCCCGGGAAGGGGUGGGCGUCGCGCGUGUUUUUCUCGGACGACGGGUCGACGGGGAUGGAGGUCGCGCUCAAGAUGGCGCUGCGCGCGUUUUCGGUGCGGCACGGCCUGGAGGGCGCGGACCGCAAGACCGUCGGCGUGCUCGGGCUGCGCGGCAGCUAUCACGGAGACACCAUCGGCGCGAUGGAUGCGUGCAUCGAGGAGGGCGUUUACACGUGCGAAUGGCACAACGCUAAAGGGUUCUGGUUUGACCCGCCCGCCGUCUCAAUCCGCGAUGGCCGGCCCGUGAUCACUCUGCCCACCGCUCUGGCGGCCUCAGGUGACUCCACUGUGCUCAACGACGAUUUGUCAUGGAUCUACGACGUCAAUAAGCGGCUCGAAACGUCUCUGGCAUCGACAUAUCGCGAGUGGAUCACCAAGACCCUAGACGGCCUCGAGAAAGCGGGAGGACCUCGCCUUGCCGCGCUGGUUCUCGAGCCUCUGAUCUUGGGCGCCGGGGGCAUGAUCUUCGUCGAUCCGCUCUUCCAGCGCGUUCUUGUCGACACCGUCAGAGCGAGAGGCACUUCGGCCGAGCCUGGAGCAUGGCAAGGUCUGCCGGUGAUAUUCGACGAAGUGUUCGUUGGGUUGUACCGCCUCGGCAUGAAGAGCACCAUCCCGCUGCUCGGUGUCACUCCAGAUAUCUCGGUCCACGCCAAGAUCCUGACGGGCGGCAUCAUUCCACUGGCAGUCACACUGGCCACGGACUCGAUUUUCCAGGCGUUCUACGGACCGGACAAGGCGACCGCGCUCUUGCACGGGCACUCCUACACGGCUCACGUAAUGGGGUGUGAAGUGGCGAAUGAGACUCUGCGGCUGAUCGACAAAGAGGCGUCGAGUGAGUCGUGGGCUGUAGCGAAAACACGAUGGGAACCUGCCCCAGGAACUCCGAGUACGGUUUGGAGUGUGUGGGACCUGGAGUUCCUCAAAACCCUCUCGCGCAUGGACGUCGUCGAUGAGGUCAUGGCCCUGGGCACCGUUCUCGCCAUCAAAGUCAAAGACGCGGGUGGAAGUCCGUCAAAUUCCCUUUUCUCGCCGAGCUUAUUUGCUAAAAAAAGAUCCGCAGGCUACGUGUCCAUGUCGGCACAGACGAAGCUCAACUCGAUCAGGUUCGGGGACAGUGAGGAUGCGAGCACGACGUCGUUUGGGAUCCAUUUCAGGACACUGGGCAACGUUGCAUACUUCAUGACUAGUCUCAAUACCGAGCAGGAGACGGUUAGGGCUGUAGAAGACAAGAUCUGGACUGCGUUGAGCAAGUCCAGCUAAUAGACAAUUUAAAAGGCUUCGAUGGCAACAACGUCUUUGAAAGCGCCAUCCCUUUGUCAACACGCUUCUCAUUCGGGAUGUCGUCGUCCUUUGACGCUCCCAAUUCUUUAAAAAGGCGUCUAUUUUUCGACUAUUUCCCUGACAUUGCAGUCCACCAUACCAAUGAGCACCGAGCGCCAACACCGUCGAGAGGACAGUGCCUCGUCCGAGCUCACUGACAGCAGUGAUCGGGUGAGCAGUUCCUCCUUCCCUGCCGCAACCUCUCGUCAUGCCAUACGUGCAGAGCUCCAGCGCCGAGUCGCCCACCUCAACUGAAGUCGACUUCGACUUCUGCUAUGAUUCGCACCAAGCCAUACUCGUGCCGCACCACAGACCCGCAAUAAACACCAUGCCCAAGAUGCGGGACUUUGCGUAUCCGCCCACGGAUUCGCGCCACCACCGCAUGCCCACGGCCGACAGCGACUGUCUGACGAGGGAGCUGGAGGCCAUCCAGAACGAGAAGAAGCGAUCGGCUUUCCCGAAGUUCUUGAGGAGGCUCGUUCCAGUGGGUGGCCUCGGUAUCAGGUCGGUGCGACGCUAUCUCACGCACUGGGCAGAAUGCAGCGCUCUGAGCGGGCGCAGUCAAUACGGUGUAAAAACAAUUAGUAAUAGCACUCUCUGUACUUAGUAUAUUUAGAGAUGAUUGGAAUGAACGUGUCCGGGACAUCGUUCCCCAAGUCGAGGUCGACAACCAA
Molecule: messenger RNA, 3220 nt
Organism: Mycena citricolor
Lineage: Eukaryota; Fungi; Basidiomycota; Agaricomycetes; Agaricales; Mycenaceae
Source: the annotation of a GenBank genome assembly